Molecule: messenger RNA, 558 nt
Organism: Lactuca saligna
Lineage: Eukaryota; Viridiplantae; Streptophyta; Magnoliopsida; Asterales; Asteraceae
Source: the annotation of a GenBank genome assembly
AUGCUGAUCAGAUUUGGAAAUCGCCAUCAUCAUCUCCAUUUUCUGAUCCAGCGUCUUCACCGUCGCCACCUAACCUCGGAUGGUACGCCACAUGAUCUUCAAAGGAGCACGAAAGUAAAUGGGACCAAAUCAGUCAGCUUGGUGUUCAUACUCGGAACCUGGUCUUGUUGGCCAACCGUCGCUCCUACCGUCAAGAUGCUGAUCAGAUUUGGAAAUCGCCAUCAUCAUCUCCAUUUUCUGAUCCAGCGUCUUCACCGUCGCCACCUAACCUCGGAUGGUACGCCACAUGAUCUUCAAAGGAGCACGAAAGUAAAUGCGACCAAAUCAGUCAGCUUGGUGUUCAUACUCGGAACCUGGUCUUGUUGGCCAACCGUCGCUCCUACCGUCAAGGUUCUCCCCUUUUUCUCUACUCCCUUUGUUCUUUACAUGAAUAAGAUUUCGAUUUUAGUCAAAGUAAUACCAAAACGGAGAAGGAAGUAUUUGACUAUCAUACUCUUCUCAUCUAUUUUUUCCUUGCUCGAUGCUGAUUUUGCCCAAACAAUGCAUCCUAUGAUUUGA